Messenger RNA from Daucus carota subsp. sativus, 1949 nucleotides. RefSeq names its product katanin p60 ATPase-containing subunit A1. Gene Ontology annotation, molecular function: ATP binding; ATP hydrolysis activity; microtubule binding. NCBI's taxonomy places the organism in Eukaryota, Viridiplantae, Streptophyta, Magnoliopsida, Apiales, Apiaceae. Gene Ontology annotation, biological process: microtubule severing. The transcript is spliced from 7 exons. The record is from RefSeq and is a predicted model, not a curated record. Gene Ontology annotation, cellular component: microtubule cytoskeleton. Bases 109 to 1683 code for a protein of 524 amino acids.
GCUCCGUCAUAUUUCAUCUCACACUGAAUGGGUAGCUAAAAAAUCGUGCACGAAGAUCUCUCCGAUUCGCAAACCCUAGAAAUCUUGGAGUCAAUUUGGAUUUGAAAAAUGGCGGGGACGCUAACUGGCUUGCAAGAUCACUUGAAAUUAGCCAGAGAAUAUGCAAUUGAAGGCGUUUAUGACACUUCCAUUAUUUUCUUUGACGGUGUCAUUGCUCAGAUCAACAGGCAUUUAACUACACUUGAUGAUCCACUUAUUCGUUCCAAGUGGAUGAAUGUAAAGAAAGCUCUAUUAGAAGAAAGUGAGAUUGUGAAGCAAUUGGAUACUAAGCGAAAUGCUUUCAAGGAGACUCGGAUGGGUAGACGACCUUCUUCACCCCCAAUUUCGACCAAGUCAUCAUUUGUUUUUCAACCACUAGACGAGUAUCCAACUUCCUCAGGGGCUCCUUCCAUGGACGAUCCUGAUGUAUGGAGACCGCCUAGUCGGGACACAACAAGUAGAAGAUCAACUAGAGCUAGUCAAGUGGGUAUGAGAAAGUCAGGUCAAGAUGAUAAUUGGGAUCGUGGCCCUACAAGAAGUGGAACUACUGGUCGUGGAGCAAAGGCGGGUUCUAAUAGGGCUAACUCAGGAGCUAGGUCCACUACUUCUACCACUACUGGGAGAAAAGGCAAUGGACCGGGGAAGUCUAAUUCCGGGAAGGCAGAUUCUGUGAAUGGUGAUUCUGAAGAUGGUAAAUCAAAGCGUGGAGUGUAUGAAGGGCCUGACCAGGACUUAGCUGCUAUGCUUGAAAGGGAUGUAUUAGAAAAUACCCCUGGAGUUAAAUGGGAUGAUGUUGCAGGGCUGAGCGAAGCAAAAAGACUUCUGGAGGAAGCUGUGGUUCUUCCCUUGUUAAUGCCUGAAUAUUUUCAGGGAAUUAGGAGGCCAUGGAAAGGUGUUCUUAUGUUUGGCCCUCCUGGUACCGGGAAAACACUCCUAGCUAAAGCUGUUGCGACAGAGUGUGGAACGACCUUUUUCAAUGUUUCUUCUGCUACACUUGCUUCAAAGUGGCGAGGAGAAAGUGAACGCAUGGUUCGGUGCUUGUUUGAACUUGCAAGAGCAUAUGCACCAAGUACUAUAUUUAUUGACGAGAUUGAUUCUCUUUGCAAUUCGCGAGGGGCUUCAGGGGAGCAUGAAUCAUCUAGAAGGGUUAAGUCUGAACUGUUGGUACAAGUAGACGGUGCAAAUAAUACAGGCACUAAUGAAGAUGGCAGUCGCAAGAUAGUGAUGGUUUUGGCAGCGACAAAUUUUCCAUGGGACAUAGAUGAGGCACUAAGGAGGCGGCUGGAAAAGCGAAUAUACAUUCCUCUUCCUGAUGCUGAGAGCCGUAAGGAGCUUAUAAAGAUCAAUCUAAAAACUGUUGAGGUGGCUUCUGAUGUUGAUAUUAAUGAAGUGGCUCGCCGAACAGAGGGAUACAGUGGAGAUGAUUUGACAAAUGUGUGCCGUGAUGCUUCCAUGAAUGGCAUGAGACGUAAGAUAGCAGGGAAGACUCGCGACCAAAUUAAGAACAUGUCUAAGGAGGAGAUUUCUAAAGACCCUGUAGCGAUGUGUGAUUUUGAAGAAGCCAUAGCCAAGGUUCAGCCAAGUGUUUCUUCAACCGAUAUAGAGAAACAUGAAAAGUGGUUUUCAGAAUUCGGAUCUGCUUAAAAGGAGAAUAGGUGGUUUCUUUAUGCCCCCCACUACUUAUUUGAGGAUUUCCCCCCCUCCAAGUUCCAAUAUAUUGUAUGACUAUUAAAAAGCUGUAAUUUUGUUAAUUUUUGAUGCACUUAUACAGUGAGUUGACAACAGUUCACACAUUCGUGCAUUUAGACAGUAGUUCUACAGUUGCUCCUCAAUUCAUUCAUCAAAUUGUUGUACAUUACAAACUUUCCAAGUUCAGACAAUGAUUAUGUAAUUUGCUUUGUUUGUUGUGA